UCGAAUUAGUAGCAGACUAGCGUACAACGGCUCUGACUCACGAUUUACAAGUGAUAAAACGUAGUGAACUGGUUCUCGUCGGUCGAUCCGCGGCUGGCUUGUCUAAAAAAUUAACACACAAUAAAAAAUCUUGAUUUUGUUCACCUCGUUUAAUGUCAUCGAUUCAAACCUCUCGGUCUUUGGCCUUUAUCGCCGGAAAAACAUCGCUAAUUGACUUUAGUCUGAUUCAGUCCGCCAAGUUCCGUAGAGCAGAAUAAGAGAAAUUAAGCACCUGGUUAGUAUAAUAUGCUCCAAAUUAAAAAAAAAACAACAAUAAUUGAAGUGGAACCAAUUCAUCAAAACAGAUGAACGCAAAACUGUCUGAGCAUUGAUUUUGGUUGUUUAAAAACCAUACUUUCGCUAUCUCCGUGCAAGCGGAACGAAAACGAGCUGAGAGUCGGAGCGAGAAACGAGGGUAUAGGAAUUAUUUAUGCGUCAUCCGCUUGUUGUUUGGCGUCGUAAAAUCCGAUUUGCGCAAACCGAACGAUAACGCAUCGCCGUAUAAAGUAUGCGAAACGCACGGGCGGAUAGAAACGACGUUAAUUACGGUAGGUAAUGAAUCGGCUCGGAUGUGCGACGCGUGCAGUUCGGAUUUAAUUGAAUCUGGAAUUGCACCUGAGUUAGCUGACUGUUCUCUCAUUCGAAAUCGAGGGAAUCACGGGUUUGAAUCAGGCUGAACAAUGAGGGGCCCGACGAGUGUCUUCAUCCUGAUCCUCUUCGCGGCAAUUCUCCAGACCCAGCAGGCGGAGGCUAACGUGAGGAAGGAGUGUCGCAGGGCGAGCGGCGUCUCCUGGGCUUCCCUGAAGCGGUUGAAGAAAGGCAACUUUGAGGAAAUCGACCCGAAAUUGAAAUGCUACCUGAAAUGUUUCAUGGUGAAGAACGGAAUUAUGAGCGAGGACAACGAGAUAGAGAUUGAAAACACCAUGAGGCAUUUGCCGAGGAAGUUGCAGAGCGGAUCGCGCGAAAUACUCGAGAGAUGCAAAACUAUGCGUGGCGAGGAUUCGUGUGACACGGCUUUCCAGAUAGCCAAAUGCUACAUCACGGCACAUCCAGAGGUGAGAAAGAGACUUUCGACGCAGGGUGGUACGAGUAGAAAAAGUCUCGCGUUGGUCAGACGGGGAUAUUCAGCUUCAAACCGAGAGAUCGGCGUUCCGAACGGAUUCUCCAAGCUGUAACGCUUCGUGUAUUCGCUUGCAGGUAUUGCGGAGGGUCGCUUUGGUCUGAAGAACUCGCGAUUCGGCUGGAACGUUGUUUGAACAUUUGAAAAAACGAUACCCUUUGGUGCGAGAGGAGAUAAAUCUGUACGAUAUUUGCUUGACCAGCCGUUGAUUGCCAGUCCGAAUCGUUGAACCAGCAAAAACAUGAAUCCGAAUCUAAUCCAUCAUCCUUGAAACGAAACCCUCAAACCGUGGAGCAAAAGCAAGUGAAAUAAAUUUCAAACGGA
Neodiprion virginianus is the source of this 1483-nucleotide messenger RNA. RefSeq names its product general odorant-binding protein 69a-like. Gene Ontology annotation, molecular function: odorant binding. Gene Ontology annotation, biological process: sensory perception of smell. Lineage: Eukaryota; Metazoa; Arthropoda; Insecta; Hymenoptera; Diprionidae. The record is from RefSeq and is a predicted model, not a curated record. The transcript is spliced from 4 exons. Bases 720 to 1214 code for a protein of 164 amino acids.